Ogataea philodendri is the source of this 1827-nucleotide messenger RNA. RefSeq lists its product as uncharacterized. The record is from RefSeq and is a predicted model, not a curated record. Gene Ontology annotation, biological process: attachment of mitotic spindle microtubules to kinetochore; mitotic spindle assembly checkpoint signaling. Lineage: Eukaryota; Fungi; Ascomycota; Pichiomycetes; Pichiales; Pichiaceae. Gene Ontology annotation, cellular component: kinetochore; nuclear envelope; mitotic spindle. The transcript has a single exon. Bases 1 to 1827 code for a protein of 608 amino acids.
AUGUCCCAUUCAUCAGGGUUUAGCACUCCGAGUUCUCCGUUCAUUGCGAAUCCGCAAGACGACGGCACUUCGCGUUUGAAGAAGAAGCUGGCCUCCUUGGAUUAUCAGCACGGCCAGUUGAAGGAUCUGUUUGAGAUCGAGAGGACAAGAAACUUGACAAGAACAAAGGAUCUGGAACGAGAUCUGGAGUCCAAGAGUCGUGCUUACGACGCAAAUGUUAGUGAUCUGAAAUUUGUUCAUGACGAGAACGUUCAGCUGAAGGAGCAAUUGAGGCUGAUGAGCCAGCAAUUGCAGUCUUCGAACCAGGAGAACGAGUAUUUGCGGUCGGAACUGGGUACCAAGACUGGUUUGUUAGAUAAACAUCUGCAGGAGUUCCAGGAGAUUGAGAAACAUCUGGAGGAGGUUGUUGCUUUGAAGGAUCAAGAAUUGCGUUACAAGAACGAAGAGUAUAGGAGUUACAAAGAGGCCCAGACUCGGGAGCUGGAAAUCAAGACGGCGCGGAUCGGCGAGCUUGGAGAGCAGCUUAGGCUGAAAGACGUGCAGAUUUCUGAGCUGACGGACCGCAACUUGCGUUCGGACGAGUCGAAUGCGCGCAAACUGUACGAGAAGGAGUGCAACAGCCAGCUGGAGUACAUUCGGGAGCUGGAGAAGAAGAACUUGGAACUGAGCAACAAGCUGCGCGAGCACCAGUCGCGUCACGAGAAUUUGCAGAUUCUGAAGCACGAGAAAGACUCGAUGAUGGUGAAACUGGCCAAUUUGCAGAAACUGGACCUGCAACGACAGCAGCUUGUUGUAGAGCACGACAAGUUGGCCAGGAAGGUGGAACGGUGGACCGACAAUGAAAAGCAGUGUUCUGAGUUACGCACUUUGAACCAAGAGUUGCAGACGAGGCUCGAGUUUGCGAGCCAAGAAACGACGCAGACAAAACAAGAUUACGUUGCAUUACAAUCCAAACUUAUAGAGUCCAACAACAAGUACAAUGAGCUGAAGAGUCAGCUGGCACAGAAAGAUACAGAAACAAGAAAGCACGAGAACAACAUCAAACUGCUUCAGCAGGAGAUUGUGUUUUUGAAAGACCGUCUGGACAACGUGACGGAAGCAAACACCAAGAGAGGUAUUGGGUUGCAAAACACCGAGAGGUUUGAUAAACUGGUUGGUCUUCUGGACAGCUACAAGCAGCAACUCCAGCAAUUGAAGCAAGAGACGACUGGUCAGAAGAGAAGACGAACGAGCGAGGUGGAGAAGCCGGUUGUUCGAGAACGGGUUUUAGAAUUGCGCGACAACCCUGCUUCCAACCACGAAAGAGUGACACGCAAGAUGAUUACCAGUCUACGCGAGGAAAACGAGCAAUUGAAGGCUGUCAAGCUGAACGACGAGAACCAGGUCCCACGGGCUGUUUACGAACGGCUGGGAGCAGAGCUGGAGCAAGCACAGCAGGAGAUCAGGAACCUGACAAAACGGAUGAAACGGCUGCGGGAGAUGUUCAGCUCAAAAGCGGCGCGGUUCAACGAAAUCAUCCACCUGCUUCUCGGGUACAAGAUCGAGAUGCUGAGCGACACCAAGCUGAAGAUGUACCCAAAAUUUAACAAUGCCAGUUUUAUCCAGGUGGAUCUGAGUCGGAGCGGCACGGAAAACGGACGGGUGUUGGACGAAAACGGAAUCCGAGUGAAAUUGCCGUCGCAAGGGGGUUUUGAGAAAGUAGAUGUUGACAACCUGAUUCGGUUUUGGGUGCUGGAGAAGCAAGAGCCGUGUUGUUUUUUCAAUUCUCUGAAUCUGGAGUUGUAUGACAAGGCACCGGCCGGAGUGUGGGGAAGAAACACGGGGUGA